This is a messenger RNA of Aspergillus ochraceoroseus IBT 24754, 2469 nucleotides long. It is a transcript of the gene pabA, whose product is annotated as aminodeoxychorismate synthase pabA. NCBI's taxonomy places the organism in Eukaryota, Fungi, Ascomycota, Eurotiomycetes, Eurotiales, Aspergillaceae. The record is from RefSeq and is a predicted model, not a curated record. Gene Ontology annotation, biological process: L-tryptophan biosynthetic process. The transcript has a single exon. Bases 1 to 2469 code for a protein of 822 amino acids.
AUGGCACCAUUGCUGGGGGACUGGAGUGCGUCCGCUGCUGGAUCUGAUUCACAAGCGGCUAGCCAGGGCAUUACUCAGAAAAGCAUCCUUUAUAUUGAUGCUUAUGACUCAUUCUCUUAUAAUGUGGUAGCUAUGCUUGAGGAGGUGCUCAAGGCCCAAGUGACGGUCAUGAUGAUUGACGCAGAAUGGCCGGAUGGCAACAUGGUCGAGUUUCUCCAGCAUUACGAUGCUGUUGUCCUGGGGCCUGGACCGGGAGAUCCGCAUGUUCCUACGGACGUUGGGGUUAUGGCGGAUAUAUGGAAUCUCUCCAGUGCGAACAUACUGCCCGUCCUGGGGAUUUGCCUAGGCUUUCAAAGUUUGUGUCUGCAUCAUGGCAUUUCUAUCGGGCGACUGCCGGAGCCUCUACACGGGCAGGUGCAUCGAAUCACCACGGCGCAGAGAGACAUCUUUGAACAAGUUCAAGACUUAGAAGUCACGCUGUAUCAUUCCUUCUAUGCCCAAUUAAAGGACGGAACACACUCGACUUUACCCGGAGAGACUUCCACGGUGGUAAUAACGCACGGUCUUGAUUUUCUGGCAUGGCUCUCUAUUCAACCAGAUGACACCUCGCUCACGGAAACCCAGAUUCCGAUGGCAGUACGUCACAUGGAGAAGCCCUUCUGGGGCGUGCAGUUUCACCCCGAGUCCUGUAAGUCAGACCGCACUGCCUGCGAUGAACUUCUUCGCAAAUGGUGGGAGAUGUCUCUGAACUAUAAUAAGAGACAUGGUCGGGGAGGCUACGGGCGUCUACCUGCCGAUAUUAUCCGACCACUAAGUGACGUGAAUUCGCUUUCCGAUGCCGCCUUCAGUAUGUUGAGCUGGAGUACAUCCUCUUCCAAACACUCUGCUUUUCGGACUCUUACCCUGGAAAAUUUGGACGCUGAAAGGAUAUGCGAAAGUCUCAAUUCUCCAGGCUCGCCGUUAGUCUUGUUUCAAUCGAAUGGAAGACACAGUGUCAUGUCUGUUCCCAGCCCUGGCAGCUGGAGACUGGAGUAUUAUAUUCAAACACAGACACUUCGAAUGGAAACCCUCCAGGGCUUGAAUGAAAACCAAUCGCUUGAAAAGGUCGUCUCAGUAUGCCAACUUUGGGACGUUUUAAGGUACUUGAUGGACAUGAAAAAGGUUGAAUCGGGAGAUAGCGAGGUCCCUUUCUGGGCAGGGUUCCUAGGAUAUUUCUCCUACGAGCUAGGACUGGCUUGUCUUGCGCAUCCCAAGGCCGAGGAUAGCUUACAAGAACAUUGCUGCACCAAAAGCAGCUCUUUCACAGAAGACCCUGCAGAUGUCAGUCUGUUAUGGACGGAUAGAAGUAUUGUGGUCGACAAUCAAACAGGACGAAUCACCGUACAGUCUACACGGGAGGAAGACAACCAACCAUCCGCAUGGUUGGAUGCAACUCUCCAAUAUCUUAAGGACCUUGCCGAAGUUGACCUACCCACAGCCGCUAAGAAUGUUGCAGCUGAUGCAGAAUUCUUGGAUCCUAUUUUGCGGCGAGGAAUAACCCAUUUUCCAGAUGAAGAGACAUACCUCAAACGGGUGGAGGCUUGCAAAGAUGAGCUCAGAGCGGGCGAAUCGUACGAAUUGUGUCUCACUGGCGAAACCUCGAUAACGUUACCUUCCCCAGAAACGACGGAAGGCCGCAGUAUGUUUCCUUGGAAGAUGUACAAACGGCUUUGGAAGUACAACCCUGCGGCAUUUAGUGCUUACGCAAAACUUGGAAAUGUCAAGAUCAUAAGCAGCAGUCCCGAAUGUUUUCUCAACUGGGACCGCGAGUCUACUCUUGAGAUGAAGCCAAUGAAAGGCACCGUGAGGAAAUCCGAUGAAAUGACGUUAGAGAAAGCUCGCCAGAUUUUGGGAUCGACGAAAGAGAUGGCUGAGAAUCUCAUGAUUGCGGAUCUCAUCCGACACGAUCUAUAUGGUAUCUGCGGAACCGGUGGUGUCCAUGUGGAGAAACUCCUUGAGGUAGAGGAUCAUGGACGAGUGUAUCAGAUGAUUACCCACGUCAAGGGAGUAGUGGACCAGCGCCGGCCUGGAUACGCCGCGAGGAGUAUGCCACGAUUACAAUCCCCCAACAUGUCUGUCUACGGACUUACAGCCUUGCAACGGUGCUUACCGCCAGGCUCGAUGACAGGUGCGCCGAAGGAACGAUCAUGUGUACACCUUUCGUCAAUCGAGGGUCGCAAGCGCGGGGUCUAUUCGGGCGUUAUGGGCUUUCUUGACCUAGGAGGCGGGGGGAGCUUUUCCGUGCUUAUCCGCACAGCUUUCACCUCUUCCGAUGACAACUCGCCGGUUCAAAAGUGGCGAAUCGGUGCCGGUGGUGCAGUCACCAUUCUGAGUACUGCCGAAGGGGAGUGGGAUGAGAUGCUCACCAAGUUACGAACUGUCUGUGGCAUUUUCACGCCUUUAGAUGCAAAAUCGUCUAAUGGAAAGUAA